AUGGGAUCUAAUCUUGGGCAUUCUAUCCAUCUUAUGCUCUCAUCGAACCUCCUUGGCGACGGUUCUAUCCGUAUUCGUUCAGUGCCAGGCAAGGGGUCGACCUUGCUACUUACCCAAGACGAUGCUCAUUACGAGGACGAUGCAGAAGACCAGAGUCACCCCGAAGAAGACGACAUCGAGCUGAAGAACUACAUCGACGACUUCGCAGAUGCUCUCAAGAAGCAGUCAGCGACUGAGAUUGAGGACACCUUCAAUGAGAAGCUGGCCGAGAUGGUCUACGGCUCAAACAUGAUCGAGGCGGUCGGCAGCAGCCUCGACAUCACAAAUGAGCUCUGCCGAGACAUUUUCGCCGGGGGAACAGACGCAGACGACGUUGAGAUCAGCGAUCAUGAUCCAGCUUAUAAGGCUAUCCAGACGGAACUCAUCGAGAAGUGCAAGCCUAGUGCACAUAAAGACGUGCUCCGAACCCGGCGCGAGGUUGUCCAGCACGCAAAGGCUGCAUACUACAUCAUGAACGAAGUCGCCAUCAAGGGAAAGGGCCUAUCCGACGAGAACAUCCUAGAAACCCACCGUCUCUUGACGUAUAAAAUCGAUAGUCCGGAUGGCAUUCCCUCAAGCGAGUAUGGGGGGAUUUAUCGAGAUUGCCCAGUCCAACGCGGCUUCAACUCUUUCCCUCAUCAGUCUACAGUCCCAAAAGCCAUUCGAGAUCUGACAGCCUCUCUUAAAGCUGACAUCGCAGCAGCAGAGGAGAGCGGAAAGAUUGACCCUGUGGCUCUAGCUGCCAAAUACUGCCAUAAAUUCGUCAACAUCCACCCUUUCCUCGACGGCAACAGCCGGACAUGCCGUCUUAUUCUGAAUACAAUUCUUCUCAAGUGUGGUGGUUGCUUCGUUUGGUUCGGAAAGAAUCCAAUGGAGCGUGAGGAGUAUUUGGAUAUUGCAGCAGAGGGAUUCGCUGCUGAGGCUAUGGCUACGCAACAGGAGGAAAUGGAUGAUCUACCGGAGGGUUUCAAGCCCAAACACCACAAGAAGCUGGCCACAUUCAUUCUUAAGCAUGUGUAUAAAUACGUUAGCAUAUUCAAUUAA
Fusarium musae is the source of this 1083-nucleotide messenger RNA. RefSeq lists its product as uncharacterized. The record is from RefSeq and is a predicted model, not a curated record. Bases 1 to 1083 code for a protein of 360 amino acids. The transcript has a single exon. Lineage: Eukaryota; Fungi; Ascomycota; Sordariomycetes; Hypocreales; Nectriaceae.